AUGUUCGCUCGAUCCGCCGCCCGCACUCUUCGGCCCCUCCGUUGCCAGGCCACGCGGUACUACAGCACCGCCAGCGCAGCCACCCCUCCCCCUCCCGCCCCCAAGAGCGGCUCCAACGCCGCCCUCUACAUCGCCGGAGCCGCGGGCCUGGGCGGCGCGGCCUACUACUUCCUCGGCGGUGCCGCUGCCGGCAAGAAGAUCGACGCCUCUGCCGCCGGAACUCCCGCGAAGGCUGCGUUGACUGGCGGAGAGCAGGGAUUCAUUCCCUUGAAGGUCGAGAGCGUCGAGAGUGUCAGCCACAAUACUAAGAAGCUGCGCUUUAAGCUCCCCGAGGACGACAUGGUUUCUGGUGUUCAUAUUGCCAGCGCCAUUUUGACCAAGUUCAAGCCUGAGGGUGCUGAGAAGCCCGUUAUCAGGCCAUACACCCCCAUCAACGACGAGGAGGCCCGCGGCUACCUCGACCUCCUCGUCAAGGAAUACCCCAACGGCCCCAUGUCCACCCAUAUCGCCAACCUCAAGCCCGGCGACGUCCUCGACUUCAAGGGCCCCAUCCCCAAGUACCUCUGGCAGCCCAACAAGCACAACCACAUCGCCCUCCUCGCCGGCGGCACCGGCAUCACCCCCAUGUACCAGCUCCUCCGCGCCAUCUUCUCCAACCCCGACGACAAGACCAAGGUCACCCUCGUCUUCGGCAACGUCACCGAGGGUGACAUCCUCCUCAAGAAGGAGCUCGCCGACCUCGAGAACAGGUAUCCUCAGCGCUUCCGCGCGUUUUAUACCUUGGAUAAGCCUCCCAAGGGCUGGGCUGGUAAUUCGGGAUUCAUCACUAAGGACCUUCUGAAGACUGUCCUUCCUGAGCCCAAGGAGGAGAACGUCAAGGUCUUCGUCUGCGGUCCUCCUGGUCUUAUGAAGGCUAUCUCCGGUCCUAAGAAUAGCCCCCAGGACCAGGGUGAGCUCAGUGGUAUCCUAAAGGAGCUGGGUUACGGCAAAGACCAAGUUUACAAGUUCUAA
Messenger RNA from Scedosporium apiospermum, 1011 nucleotides. Its product is annotated as NADH-cytochrome b5 reductase 2. The record is from RefSeq and is a predicted model, not a curated record. The transcript has 2 exons. Gene Ontology annotation, biological process: ergosterol biosynthetic process. The coding region runs from base 1 to 1011 and encodes 336 amino acids. NCBI's taxonomy places the organism in Eukaryota, Fungi, Ascomycota, Sordariomycetes, Microascales, Microascaceae. Gene Ontology annotation, molecular function: cytochrome-b5 reductase activity, acting on NAD(P)H.